AUGCACGCAUAUUUGCGUGCUGACUCGUAUCCUGCUCAAAACCUGGGAGCGAGUGGAUGGAACAAAUCUGAAGGAUCAUCCAUGACACCCCCCGACAUGAGCAUGUCGCCAAGUGAACUGGCCAAUGUGCUGCUAGAAGCUUUCAACACGAUGAUGAGUGAGUGUGAAAGCUAUGUAAAAUAUACGGAGCAGCGCUUCCGAAUGGAAGAAGACCAUCUUCGACACGUGAAAAUCAUGCUAGAACGUCAGCGUGACCUUGAUAUGCGCAUCAACAGCAAGCUGGCUGUACUGCCUGGUCUGCUCCCAGAUCCUGGACGUCUAUCGAAUCUACGCAAUACGUGGGGCGACAUCCGCCUGUCGGAGAUGUGGGCUGUGGAUCUGCGUCUCAAUCUGCUAUUUGAAUGCAAAAUGCGCGUAUUGCAGCCGAUCGUCCACUUUCAUGAUGAACAGGAGCGCAUCCGAAGGCGUGUCAAGGCUAAUCUAAAAAUGUGUGUUGACGACUACGACGAAAUGCUAAAUGUGACCCUGCCUAGAAUCCGCCGGAAUUAUGAGCGCCGAUGUGAAGAGCACGAGUUUUAUCGUCAUCAGCAACAGGCGCUAGAAGAGUCGCGCCAGCUAUUGGCCUCCGGCACUAUUGCUUCCAUGAAUGGACGCUCAUCACCGGAGUUGCCCAGCGUGCCUGGCUGGAACGGCGAUGUGACAGCGAGCUCGGCUCCUGAUUUCAGCACAGGCAAUCGUCCGUUCCUUGAAUCACUUCGAAAGCGCGAUGCAUGGGAUCAGGCACCUAAGCGACUCAAUGCCCUUUUCUCCCGCAUGCUUGAUGUCUCUGACCGCAGUCCUGGCAUGGAAGCGGGCAUUCUGCCCUCCAAUGCCUCUAAUGGAACGAUGACACCACCCAAGAUGCCCUCUCCUAGUGCUGAACAAGCCAAUGUGUCCAACAAGGCACUCCAAACCCUCGCCAUUAAACAAGCCAAGGCACGUCGCGAGAUGAAUGAGGCAGACCAGGCGUACCGCAAGGCCAUUUUUGACCUAGAGACGCUUCGUAUUCGACGCAACAAGGCACUCGAUGCCGCCGUCAAGAGUCUGCUGGAAUGGCGCCGUGAGCUCAGCAUCACCAUGCAAAAAGUGACUUUAGAGCAUGUGCGUCGUACUAUGGCAAUGCGGUCGACGAUCGACUCUGUGCACCAACAGGACGAGCAACUCGCGCUGCAGAUGCUCGAUAACUUUGAAGAUGAGCAAAAGGUCUGUGAAAAGUGGAUGCCCAAUACGCGCACACUGAUUCACAAUGAGCGCGUUAAGUACGUGAACUACUUCCAUGGCCCCUUCAAUGACCUGAUCUUUGGAACAGGUCUUGUUGACUAUGCAUUUUCCCACGGCGACUAUAAUACACCAUCAACAAUGACGGAAAAGGGACUGAUCUUGCCGAACGUACGUCCCCCGCUCAUUGUGAGUAAAUGCAUCGAGUUUCUCGAACAGCCUCGCUGCAUCCGCACACCUGGUCUGUAUCGCGUGAGCGCAAAGCAUUCACGCAUCCAGGAGCUCACAAGCAUCAUUGAGCAGGACGAGACCUCGUUCCAAUUCGAUGCAGACCGUGAGGACCCUAUACUUGUUUCGUCGAUUCUCAAGCUAUACCUUCGGCAACUCCCCGAGGCCGUCAUGCCCAUGAAAUGGGACGAGCGUGUCCGGUACACGCAUGAACGCGAAGAGCACAUCAAGAAUGGCUUUACCACUUUCAAGUCACGUAUUCGCCGCAUGCCUCCCAUUCACCAGGCGACGCUUCGUGCGCUUCUCAUGCACCUGUCAUACGUGGCAGCACACUCCGACUACAACAAAAUGAACAUUUCAAACCUCGCCGUGGUAUUCUCUCCCGUAAUAUUGUCCGAGAAUGCACCGCGUGAUGUCUCCCUUUUUUCUAACUCUGAUGAAGACACUACACUGAUCGAUCUGGUUACAUUUUCAUCCCACAUUUUCGCCAUGCCCACUCUGUAUCAACAUCCUCUUCCAUCACCUCCGUCGACACGAACUUCCUCCCACUCAAACCAUGGAACACAAAUGUGCCCAUCGAUUGGUGACCUUGAUAUCGAUGUUAUAUCAUCCAACUCUUCCAUGGAUGCGAAUCAUGCAUGUUGA
Molecule: messenger RNA, 2130 nt
Organism: Malassezia restricta
Lineage: Eukaryota; Fungi; Basidiomycota; Malasseziomycetes; Malasseziales; Malasseziaceae
Product: RhoGAP
Exons: 1
Coding region: 1-2130 (709 amino acids)
Biological process (GO): signal transduction; activation of GTPase activity
Molecular function (GO): GTPase activator activity
Source: RefSeq, a predicted model, not a curated record